AUGCCUACAGAAGUAGAAGAUCUUGUGGACUUCCUUCACCAUGGCAAUUCACAAAUCCGCCAAAUCGCCUGUGAGAAUCUUGUCGGAUACUCUAUCGCCCAACCGAGCCUAUUCAAACGGCAUCAGUUACUUCCCAUCCGGGAUCUGAAACUAUUGACUCGGGAUUACACUCCCAUCGCCAAAAAUGUAUUGACAAUCUUAGUCAAUCUCUCGGCCGACGAGGAGAUCUUGAAGACCCUGGCGGAGGAUGACGCAUAUAUCGAGACCCUAUUGUGGAAAUUGACGAAUAUCAAGGACCCAAAUGUCGAUGAAACUGCCAUGCUUCUGGCCAACCUGGUCAAAUCCGAUCAUCUCCAGAAAUUACAUACGCUGAAGCGCAGGAUCCCCCAGGGCGUCUCGACUUCGGAGAAUGCCAUUGAUCAGUUGAUGGAUUGCUUUGUGAAGGGCGCAGAGGGAGGUCUCAAUAAGAACGCCAACUACGAUUAUUUGUCCUACUUCUUUGCCGAUCUGUCCCAGACCGAGCAAGGACGGGCCUAUUUCACCACGCGCCAGGACUACGAUGGAGUUGUCCCCAUCACAAAGCUGACGGUGUUUACGGAACACAAGAGUGACAUUCGACGUAAAGGAGUCGCCUCUACUAUCAAGAAUGUGGCCUUUGACAUCGCCUCUCAUCCCAUGUUGUUCGCCGAAGAGGAGGCCAAUUUAUUGCCCUACCUGCUCCUGCCCAUCGCCGGUCCGGAGGAGUUUCCCGACGAUGAAAUGGCAUUGAUGCUACCUGAUCUUCAGCUGCUACCGCCGGACAAGCAGCGUGAAAGUGACCCGACCAUUCUCACUACCCACCUGGAGACCCUGCUACUAUUGACAACCACCCCUGAAGGCCGAGCUCAAAUGCGUGCGGUACAGGUCUACUCGUUCAUUAGGGAAUGUCACCUUAAUGUUGAAGAUGAGGAUGUCCGGGAGGCGUGCGACCGACUCGUGCAGGUGUUGAUGCGAGACGAAGAAGGCGAAGGAGCUCAAACCGACGCCGAUUUGGAAAAGGCACAGGCUCAGAUUGAAGCGCCGCCUGUAGAUGAAGAGGAGAAGGUGACUGAACUGCGUGACAACGAUGGAAACUGCGACUCGGACCUUGCCCUUGACUUGGAUUCCGACGUGAGCCUCUCCGCUUCCACGUCCAUUGCCCAGCGCUUCCGCGCCCUCAUGUCGCGUACUCCUCUGAUCCGGUCGUCACCCGCCCUGGGAUCCACCUCGUAUGGUGCCGUACGAACUCCUCAUGAUUCCGACGAGGCCCAUCUGCCAGGGCAGAAGAAUGUUCGCAGAGGGCUGAAUGGAGGCGGAUCGCCGCGAACGAGUCUUGAGAAUGGUGCCGCGGGCCCAUCGAGAGAUGCACAACGGUCCAAACAAAAGCGCUCGCACUCAUCGGGCCGAAGAAGCAGUGGCUGGUAUAGAGAGACCCACAAUCGACGACCCUCAUCAGCUACCUCAGACGUGGGCAUGGGUGCCGAUUCAAAAUUCUCAUUCGCGACAGGACUAGCGAUGCCUGGAAAUUCAGUGAUGCAGGAUACUCCUGUAGCUUCCCCUUAUAUGACGAGUGAUGAGGAAGAUGUCGUCGAUAUCGAGGAUGAAGACUCGAAACCUGCCGAGGAGGAUCCUCCAGACAACUCUCCCUAUGCUCAAGUUCGAGCAACGGUCCCGGCGACAGACGACAUUACUCUGUCGAUCAAUACCCCUCGUAUGUGGAUUCUCUCGCUGCUCUUCUCACUUACGGGCUCCGCUGCGAAUCUCUUCUUCUCCCUUCGGUAUCCGAGCGUGGCCAUCACCCCAAUUAUUGCGCUGGUUCUAGUCCAUCCAUUGGGCAAGUUCUGGGAUGUUGUAUUGAAACGGACUGAUGAUCCGCUCGAGGUGUUUGAGAAUGGAACUCUCGACCACCGGGAAUAUCUGGCUGGCGAGAUUGAUCUCCACAACUACUCGUGGGCCUCCCGAGCUCGACUCUGGCUUGCCCAGGGUCGUUGGAAUGAAAAGGAACAUGCAUGCGUCUACAUCAGUAGCAAUGUGUCCUUCGGAUUUGCCUUUGCAACUGAUGUGAUUGUUGAGCAACAUAAAUUUUAUAACCAAGAAGUCCCGAUUAUGUAUCAGUUGUUGCUGAUCAUCUCGACUCAAGUCCUAGGAUACGCCUUUGCCGGGCUGACCAGGAGGUUCCUUGUGCGGCCAUCUGCGAUGAUCUGGCCGGGAACUCUCAUGUCCACUGCUAUGUUUUCCACCAUGCACAAGACCGCCAACAAGAAGGCAAAUGGAUGGAGUAUCUCCCGCUACAAGUUCUUCAUUCUGGUGUGGGGAGGGGCCUUCCUUUGGUAUUUCGUCCCGGGUCUUCUGAUGCCUGCCUUGAGCUAUUUCAACGUGAUUACUUGGUUUUUUCCGAAGAAUGUUGUUGUCUCUAAUCUUUUUGGAGUGGCCUCUGGUCUUGGGAUGUUCCCUGUGACAUUUGAUUGGGCUCAAAUUGCAUAUAUUGGAUCGCCUUUACUCACACCCUGGUGGGCUGCGGCGAAUAUAGUUACCGGCCUGGUGGUCGUCAUCUGGAUCAUUGCCCCUAUCUUGUACUUUAAAAAUGUGCUAUUUUCGGCCUUUAUGCCGAUUCUCUCAGCGGCUGUUUUUGAUAAUGAGGGUCAUCCAUACGAUGUGAGCCGAAUCCUGACUUCGGACUUUGUGUUCGACCAGAAAGCCUACGAGGAUUACUCGCCAGUCUAUCUCCCCAUCACUUAUGUGUUGUCCUAUGGGGUUCAGUUUGCGGCUCUGACCUCCCUUGUGACCCAUACUGUGUGUUGGUAUGGCAAGGAUAUUUGGCAGCAAACUCGUCGGGCAUUUGAGGAACGUCGAGACCUUCCAGACCUCGAUACAUAUGAGCCCCUGCAGAGCGAAAACGGCCACUCGCAAACUCGUCACAGCCAUGAUAUCACCAGAGAAUCACAAGAGGCUCUUCGGGAGAUGCCAUUGGGUAUGGAGGACGUCCAUUGUCGCUUGAUGAGGCGUUAUAAAGAUGCUCCACUCAUAUGGUACCUCGUUGUCCUUAUUACAAUGGCCGUCACUGCCAUAUAUACCGUUGAACAGUACGUUGACGAACAACCCGGCUCAUGCUUCCUUGCUAUCGCAAUACUCACAUUUUUUGACAGCUAUCAAGUCCACCUGCCUUGCAGUCUCUACCUUAUCUGCCAGCUCCUCUGUGGUAUUGUCUUUCCCGGACGACCCGUUGCAAACAUGAUCUUUGUGACAUACUCCUACAUCAGCUCCGCCCAGGGUAUUAAAUUCUCAUCCGAUCUCAAGCUCGGCCAUUACAUGAAAAUUCCACCUCGCAUUCUGUUUGGUGUGCAAAUGGUGGCUACAUUGGUGUCUAGCUUAACACAGAUUGGUGUGCUGAAUUGGAUGUUCACCCAUAUCCCCAAGCUGUGUACUCCCCAGGCCUUGAAUGGCUUUAAUUGCCCAAUCGCUCGAGUGCAUUUUAAUGGGAGUAUUCUGUGGGGUGUGGUGGGCCCGCAACGAUUCUUUGGCCCAGACGGCCUGUACCGGCCCCUAGUGUGGGCAUUCUUGAUUGGUGCCGUGGCCCCAUUAGGUGCCUGGGCCCUUGGUCGACGAAGCAAGAAAAGCUUUUGGCGCAAAGUCAACUUCCCCAUUCUGUUUGGAAGUCUCAGUUGGAUUCCUCCCGCGACAGGGUUGAACUUCUCCACCUGGGCAUUGGUAUGCUUCAUCUUCAACUACGUGAUCCGGCGCCGUAAGACGGCCUGGUGGGAGAAAUAUGCCAUGACCCUCUCUGCUGCGUUGGAUUCAGGACUCGCAUUCGCCGUGGUGAUCGUGUUUUUUGCGCUCGUUUACCCAGGUUGGGUUGCUGGAUUUCAAUGGUGGGGGACAGAGAUUUACAAGCAAGGCUGCGACUGGAUCGCCUGUCCAUAUCGACGUCUGGAACCAGGACAGAAGUUUGGUAAUUGA
Messenger RNA from Penicillium odoratum, 3975 nucleotides. RefSeq names its product Oligopeptide transporter OPT superfamily. Lineage: Eukaryota; Fungi; Ascomycota; Eurotiomycetes; Eurotiales; Aspergillaceae. Gene Ontology annotation, molecular function: oligopeptide transmembrane transporter activity. Gene Ontology annotation, biological process: transmembrane transport. The transcript has 12 exons. The record is from RefSeq and is a predicted model, not a curated record. Bases 1 to 3975 code for a protein of 1324 amino acids.